AUGUGGGCUAAGGUCUUCGAAUACGAGUCCGCCAUAUGGCGAGCUCGCUUUGCUAAACACUAUGACCUGGCGCCGGGAAGACCUUCCAGGGAGUUGAUGCUCGAAUACCAGAUCCGUGCCAUCGUGUUGAGCGCUCCAAUCCAAUUCAAAGAUGAGGAAGAUGAUCGUCAAUACCUCUGGAUGGAGGUUAUGCAGACUAUGCUCGAGGAAUAUCUGAAGAUACCCAUCGCUGUUGGAGAGAUAUCAAAGACCCUGCGAAGUAUCCGUGAGACCCUGAGGGGGGUAGAAUUUCUAAGCCAGUUUCAAAAAGAAAGAACUUCCUCGCAACUAUUUUAUGCUCUCCAGUUGUGCCUAACUUCGUUUGCUCUCGACCCAACCAUCACCGAGCCUUGUCGUCGAACCGACUACGACAUCAGACAAGUCUAUUCAUAUGAAGAAAGGGUGGGUGGGGCAUUCAUCGACCACGAUGAACUUGAUCUCGCAAAACUGCUGAACUUGCGCAAUUUCUGGCAACGUCACUUUCUGAACGCAUCUGAGCUUACCUAUCAAGAAUCCUUCUCUGGGAUGCCCGAAGAGCUGAAGCCAAAGACGCGAAAGGAUAAUCUAGCCGAGAUAUCCAAACUAAGCCCAUCGUGGCUAGGAUACUAUUCAUGCAUGCAUCCGCUGUCAGAUCUGUGCAGACUCGACGAGCGCCAGACAUGCGCCGAUCUUGAGACACAUGGGGACUCAAUCGACGUAAUGACCCUCGACCUUCAACCCUCCCCCGAAAAGUUCUGGCCCGAGCAAUGCAGCAAGCUCAUCCCUCUCGCUAGUCGUCCGGACAUUAACCGGAUAUAUUUCGAUGGCAGGCAGAGAGCCUACGGGGCCGCCUAUGAGGCAGGGAACUAUGUGUUCGGGUUUACCGAAGAGAUUGCUGUCCCCCAUGGGGGCUUUGAGGGAUGGACCCGGAUCUGUUUCACCAUCGUUGAGGUAGAUGACGAAGAAGAUGAAAUGCCUCCCUCCCCUGCGAUGGACGGCGAGGGCUGGAUCCAUGGAUAUGAGGCUGUCAUCAUCCCCGGUGGCCGCAUUAUGCUGGGACGAUGGGUGGAUCUGAAGGAGCCAGAGACUAGAGGCCCAUUCAUCUUCUGGGACGUGUGA
This is a messenger RNA of Penicillium robsamsonii, 1137 nucleotides long. RefSeq lists its product as uncharacterized. The transcript has 4 exons. Lineage: Eukaryota; Fungi; Ascomycota; Eurotiomycetes; Eurotiales; Aspergillaceae. The record is from RefSeq and is a predicted model, not a curated record. Bases 1 to 1137 code for a protein of 378 amino acids.